Molecule: messenger RNA, 16247 nt
Organism: Coregonus sp. 'balchen'
Lineage: Eukaryota; Metazoa; Chordata; Actinopteri; Salmoniformes; Salmonidae
Source: the annotation of a GenBank genome assembly
AAAAAGACCAACGGGGCUCCAAAUGGCUAUUAUGGGGAGAUUGAUUGGGAUCGAUAUGUAAGUACAUUCAUACAGCACAGUGCAGUAAGUAAUCCCUCUAUAGUGUCAGUAAUUAGUAAUAAUACAAUGGGUUAGUGAAUAAGCAAUAACAUUUAUAGGGAGCACAAGAGGAAAUGCCGCCCUGGUUGUCAGAACUCGACCCCCAUAUGACAAUUUCUAUAAACCAUAUUCUAAACUUUACUUCCUACAACCAGACGUUACUUCCGCUUCUGCUACCUAUAAUUUUCUUGGUUAUGGCAAUCAAUCAUCCUCAUGUAACUUUGAAUUUGGAAUCAAAACGUGAUCUCUGUUUUCAGAAUCGUACAUAAAGUUUGUGUGAGUCUGAACAAACAAGCAUCUUCAAACAUCUUUAGCUAUGAAAAACACAGGACUGCAGUUUUUGUGUGCAUUUAUUUAACCACAAGCAUGAGAGAAGUGACUGUAUUUGUUGUCACACAAUGUCAUAAACCAUAAAUUGACCACUUAGUUAUACAUAUUUACUUCCUGUUACAGGCAACUCCAGAUGUGGAUGCUGAGGGCUUCAGUCUCAGACCCGGAGAGGAGGGGGAAAAUAUCCUUUUAUCAGAUGUAGCUGAUGUGGAAUGGCUAGCUAGUUAGCGGUGCACUAGUAAUGGGAAUCUUGAAAGUGAAGUCACCUGCUCUGAGACCUAGUACUGUUGCCGGGCACCAAGAAAUAUUUGACAUUUUGACAUUUUUGUCAUUUAUCAAGAGUGACUUACAUUAGUGCAUUCAUUUUAAGAAGCCGCCUUGCCUCCGAGUCCUCACCAAUGGAGGUGGGCAGCACCCCCUACACCACCACGGACCACAGAUCUCCUGGCGGCUCCCUAUCUAGUCGGUAUGACUUCCGUCGCCGCUCCGUGAGUGUUCCGUCAUCACCUGUCAUCAAACCAUUGUUGUUAGUUCCCCUAAUGGUGAAUGGUUCUUCCUUUUCUUCGCUUUCCACGGCAAUGAUAGAUUACGGAUCAGUGGGGAACAUUAUAGAUAGGGAGCUGGUCUCUGAAUGGGGGUUGCCCACCGUGCCACUGCCUUCUCCGCUACACAUCACCUCGCUGGACAAUAAACCACUUGGAUCAGGCACAAUUACGCACGUCACUCUCCCCAUCACCAUCACCAUUCCCACACUACCGGAGCACCACGAGGAGCUGUCCUUCCACAUCAUCACGUCACCCCUUCACCGGAUCGUCUUGGGAUUGCCCUGGCUCAGACUACACAACCUCACCAUCAAUUGGAUCACCAAGAGGAUCACAGCCUGGUCCCCCUCAUGCCGGAGGACCUGCCUGCCGGUAGUUUGUUGUUUCACGUCAGUGGAGAGUCCGGAGUCCGCCCUCCAGCCCAACAUUCCACGUGAGUACGCAGAUUUCUCCGAUGUCUUCUCUGCCUCCAAGGCUAAGUGUCUCCCUCCUCACAGGCCCUGGGACUGUGCCAUUGACUUGCUGGAGGGACAACCCCUCCCAGAAGAGUCGCAUUUACUCCAUCUCCAUAGCGGAGACUGAGGCCAUGGAGAAGUAUGUGGCGGAGACCCUGAAACAGGGGUUCAUCAGACGCUUAACUUGUCCUGCCUCCGCCAGCUUCUUCUUCGUGGCCAAAAAAGACGGAGGACUGAGGCCGUGCAUUGACUACUGGGGGUUGAACGCAGUCACCAGCAAGUACCGGUACCCCAUCCCUCUGGUUCCGUCGGCCAUCGAGCAGCUGUGAGGGGCCCGGUACUUUACCAAGCCUACAACCUGAUCCGAAUCCGGGAAGGAGACGAGUGGAAGACGGCAUUCAGCACUACCUCAGGCCACUAUGAAUACUGCGUCAUGCCCUACGGCCUCGCCAACGCACCUUCCGUGUUCCAGUCCUUUGUCAAAGACGUGUUCCGAGACAUGCUGAGUAGACAUGUGAAGGUGUACAUUGACAACAUCCUGAUCUACUCGGGUUACGUUCGAGGAGCAUGUUAGUGACGUCAGAGCGGUCCUACUCCGCCUCCGGGAACACAGCCUGUUGGUGAAGGGGGAGAAAUGCGAAUUCCACCAACAGGCCAUCUCCUUCCUGGGAUACAGGAUCAGACCUCGGGGUGUUCAUGGAAAGAGCGAAGACAGACGCCUUCAGGUCAUGGCCAGUCCCCACCACCAUCAAGGGCCUACAGAGCUUCCAGGGCGUCACAAAUUUCCUCCGCCGUUUCAUCAGGUACUUCAGCUCCAUAGCCGCCCCGCUCACCUCUCACCUUAAGGGGGGCCUCAGAAGCUGGCCUGGAACCCUGAGGCUGAUGCUGCCUUCAAGAGGCUGAAGGAGAAGUUCACCACAGCGCCCCUCCUAAAACACCCAGAUCCAGCUCGUCCUUUCAUCCUGGAGGUGGAUGCAUCUGAGGAGGGCGUGGGUGGGGUCCUCUCCCAGCGGCAAGGUAAGCCAGAGAAAAUGUAUCCAUGUGCCUUUUUCUCGAAAAAGCUUACCCCCGCAGAGAGGAACUAUGGAGUUGGAGACAGGGAGCUGUUGGCGGUGGUCCUCGCUCUUGAGGAAUGGCGACACUGGCUGGAGGGCGCAGUCCAUGCAUUCCGGAUACUCACUGACCACCGAAAUUUGGAGCACAUACGGGCAGCGAAACGGAUGAACUCUCGUCAAGCCAGGUAGGCCCAAUUUCUUACUCGCUUUCAGUUUAUUCUGUCCUACCGCCCAGGAUCCCAGAAUGUGAAAGCCGACGCACUCUCCAGGAUGCGCCAUACCAGAGAAGGGAAGGAUCUUGGGGGUCCUAUCCUGCCUCUGUCUCUCAUCGUGGCACCUGUCGUUUGGGAUGUGGACGAAGACAUCCACCUGGCGGCUCAGGAGGACCCAGCGCCUGCCAAAGCCCCUCCGGGGCGCGUGUAUGUACCCACCAGGGUCCGUGACACCACCCUUAUGGCAGGGCACUCCGGUAUGACGCGCACCCUACAUUUUCUCUCACAAAAAUACUGGUGGCCCACCUUGGCUACUGAUGUCUCCGGCUAUAUCAACUCCUGUUCUGUAUGUGUCCAAAUGAAGACACCUCAGAACGCCCCGGCAGGCAAACUAUUUCCUCUCCCAGUACCUCAGCGACCUUGGUCACACCUGUCCAUAGACUUUGUCACCGACCUCCCACGUUCUGACGGCUUCACCACAGUCCUGGUGGUCGUAGAUCGGUUCUCCAAAUCAUGCCGUUUUUUCCACUAACUGGUCUUCCUUCUGCUCUCCAGGUCGCUGAGGUCCUGUUCCAACAGGUCUUCCGGCAUUAUGGACUUCAGGAGGACAUCGUCUUGGACCGUGGCCCCCAAUUCACCUCCCGAGUGUGGACAGCUUUCCUGGAGAAGAUCGGGGCCACGGCCAGCAUCACUUCCGGGUAUAAGCCUCAGUCGAAUGAGCAGGUGGAGCACAUGAACCAAGAGCUGGGGAGGUUUCUUCGUUGCCACUGUCAGGACCGGCAGGGUGAGUGGGCAAGGUUUCCUCCCUGGGCAGAAUAUGCCCAGAACUCCCUCGCUCCCUUCCAGUGCGUCCUGGGGUACCAGCCGGGCCUGGCCCCUUGGACACCCAGCCAGACCGAUGCGCCCGCUCUCGAGUGGUUCCGCAGGGCCGGAUAGGUCUGGGAUUCCGCCCAUGUCCAUCUCCAGAGGGCCAUUCAUCGGCAGAAGGACCAAGCUGACCGCCACCGCAGUGAGGCCCCCGUAUUCCAGCCUGGUGAUCUGGCUGUCCACUAAAAACCUCCCUCUCCACCUGCCCUGCAAGAAACUGAGCCCCCGGUUCGUGGGGCCGUUUAAGGUCCUCUGGCGGAUAAAUUAGUUAUCGUACCAGCUGCUCCUUCCCCCUCACUACCGUGUCUCACCCAUUUUUCAUGUGUCUCUCCUCAGGCCGAUGGUUCCUGGUCCUCCCGGGGUACGCCCCCUCCGCCCCUGGACAUUGACGGGAGUCCGGCGUAUGCGGUGAGGGACCUGCUGGACUUCAGGUUCCGUGGAGGAUGGCUCCGUUACCUGGUGGACUGGGAGGGGUAUGGUCCUGAGGAGAGGAGCUGGGUUCCGGCUGGGGACGCUCUGGACCCCAACCUAAUUCGGGACUUCCACCGUCGCUGCCCUGACCGGCCCGCUCCUCGUCCUUGGGGUCGUCCUCAUGGUUGGUGACGUCCUGCGGCGGGAGCCGCAUGUCCGGGGGGGUGUACUCUCACGUCUCCUCCCGUUGCUCCCCUCUGGCGCUCUGAUUUGCCAGUCUACUGAGCCACCGGUCUGAGCGCACCACCUUGGCAACACCAGAAUGGAAACCCAACGCACCCUAAUCACCUCCAGCACACCUGCACCUCAUCAUCUCAUCACCACCCCUAUAUAGCCCUGGACUGUUCAGUGUUGUGUUGUGUGUGAUUGUUAGUGUCUUGUCGUGUACUCACUCUUUGUUGUUCUCCUGCUCAGUGUUAAGUAAACCUUUACAUUGUUGAUUCCUUCGUCUGCGUCCUGCCUCUUCGUAUCCUCAGUACUCGUCACACUACUUCACCGAUAGUUUCUUUCAUUUUUGCAAAAAAUAGUUGUGUGUUGUUCCAGUAGUUAGCUACACCGCUACAUAUAAGAAGUAGUAAUUAACUACUGAAAACACUACCAAGAUUUGAAUUUAGUUCAACUACCACCAAGCUACUGCAAAAUGUAGUUAUAUUACUAGUGGAACUAAAUGUAGUUCACUACUCCCCAACACUGGUGAAAGGGUAACACAACCUGAACUCAGGGGUAGACGUAACAUAGCAAAGUUACAUUUGUUUCCCUCCAUUUAGUGUCAUUUGUUACGUUUUGUAUGAUAUGUAUGAAUUUGUGGAUGUCCAUCAUCCAUUUCAUAUGAUAUGUUACUUCGUACAAUAUGUUACGAAUUUUAAAUAUGUAUGAUAUGUUACGAAUUCCAAUUUGUUGUGGCUAACGGCUAACGAGAGCUAGCUAGGUGGCUAAGGUUAGGGGUUAGGGUUAGGAGUUAAGGUCCCGUGUAGCUCAGUUGGUAGAGCAUGGCGCUUGCAACGCCAGGGUUGUGGGUUCGAUUCCCACAGGGGACCAGUACGAACAAAUAUGAAAAUGUAUGCACUCACUACUGUAAGUCGCUCUGGAUAAGUGUCUGCUAAAUGACGUAAAUGUAAGGUAGGGGUUAAGGUUAGGGGUUAGGGGAAGGGUUAGAUAACAUUAGUAGUUAAGAAGUUGCUAAAAUGCUGAAGUUUUGUGGUAUUCAAACUUUUUCAGCGGGGACCCCAUUUUUUUCGCCAUAAUUUCUGGGGACCCCAUUUUUUCCGCAACAGUUUCUCGCGAACCCACCCCACCCCAAAUCUAAUGAUACAACCUUAAAAUCUGUACAUUUCGAUUUUUACAUCAACAAAUAACCUUCAAUUCAUUACAUUUUGAUCUCUUGAAAAUAAACCAAUAAAUACAUUUACUCAAUACAUCUUUUUUUUUCAAAUUAUCUUUCUCAAAACGUUUGUAUAUUUCCGCAUAAAAUAAUCUGUUCUCAUAUUUGUUUGUUCCAAAUUAUUUGUUAUUUUAUUUUAUUGACCCCACUGCAGUUCCCCCGUCGCGUCCCCGACUUUGAAUACCAAUGUCGUGGUGUGAUUCGAACACGCAACCUUUGGGUUGCUAGAUAUCCUAGUUCCUGUCUUAAGUAACCAUACCAAACAUAACAUAUCAUACUAAUUGGACCGAUACAAAUGUACAUCUACUAUGUUACGUCUAGUCAGUGUGGCCAGGCUGGUUAACAGGGCAGAGUCAAAUAAGUGUAGCCUAUCUCUGUUGCAUCCCGCCUAGAAAGUUUUCAAUACCAUUGGUUUCAAUUGAAAAGUUAUGUUUUCACUGGCCCAGGAUCAAAUUAGCAAUUGAGCCAUUGGACAAGGUUAGGGGUAGGGCAAUAUUCAGUGAGAUUUUCUACCAUCAUCAGUGAGAAAUAACAGUAUUUGGGCUAGGGUAAUCUGAUCCUAGAACAGGGACAAUAUCUACUUCAGUUUCAGCAGGUGCAGUGUAGUAAACUGGGCCACACCAGACGGAGUCAGACAGGUAUACUGUAUAUCGCUGCACCAUUUGUACUCCAGAGACUAUUGGCUUUGCAUCUGACAAAGUAUCUAUUUGGCCCAAUUCUGAUAUUUUGCCACUAAUUCAUCUUUUGACCAAUCAGAUCAGAUCUUUUGCCAAUAAUUGGGUAAAAGUUCAGAAUUGGGCUGCCUUAGUAAAUGCACCCUUUGUGUCUUUGGAACAGAUGUAUGCUAACGCUAAUUAUACAUUUUGUGGCAAGGGAAAUUGAUAGGCACUUGGCUCGACAUGCUGGGAUUGGCUCUGGUAUUUGAGUAUGUGUGAGUAUUGGUUUUUGAUGCCCUUAAUUUCAUUUAGGGAUCAAAUUACACAUUGACCCAUGGAGGUACCCGAAAGAUAGGGAGUGGACAAUCUUUAGUAAUUUAGUUCAUUGGAAAUGCUUGGGGUGCUCCUUUGUCUACCCCUCUCUCAUGGACAGACGUAUGUAACAUAAAUGUAUCUAACCAUAAUAGAGAAGGUCACGCAAUAACGCAACAUUUUUGUUCUGGGUUUCCAAGAUUAGGUUAUAGGUGCCAAGAUUACCCCUGUGCACCUCUGUAAUGUAACUCUUUGUAAAAUAUAUUGUUCCUUAACGAGUGUUCACCAGCUCCCAAAGGCAAGCAACACUUCUUCUCCUCCAGCGACUCGGAGGACGAGGAUGACAAGAGGAAGUUCAAGAUCAAGAUCAAGCCGUUGCCUUCCGACACUGCCAAGUGUGCCGUCCCAUCUAUGGACGAACUGAAAGCUUCAGUUGGGGGCUUGGCUCUAUCUCCCUCUCUGGUGAGCCCUUGAUGUUCUAACUGUGUGUAAUUGGAGUAGGGUGAAGUUGUCCCAAGACGCUGCUCUUCGGUUAGUUUAGCAUAUUUCUCACUAAUGGUUAAGGAUAGGAUUGGGGGAGGGGAAGCUGACCCUAGAUUUGUACCUAGUAAAGUCGGUUAUAGUGCAAUGUACCUGACCAGGGCUUGAACUCGGGUUACUAUGACCAAGGGCCACCGCCGUAACUCAGGCUCUCCAGGAUUUUGCUGGGAUUUCUUUGUGAUAUUUGCUGGCAAAAAUGCUUGAUUUUGCUGCCCGCAAUUCUGACAUUUUACAUGGCAAUAUGCAAUGAUUUUGUCCAAUUGUUGCGAAAAUGCGCAGACGAGGGAAAACGUUUGUUGACGUGUGGCUUGAUUGAACCAUAUUAUGCGGCAAAUGUGCGGUGAUUGGUUGAAAUUGCAAGCUCUCUUUUUGUACUGCGGUGAUGGGUCAGUUUUAUGCGAUAAUAUUGCGAUGAUUUAACUGUUUUAUGAGGAAAUAGUGCUGUGAUAAGUUAAAUUUGCAAACUCUCACAUAAAUUGGCAGAAUCGCAUAAUCCUGGAGGGACUGGUAUCUGCUACUCCAAAGCUAGCUCUCUCUGGUGUUAUAUGAAGUAUUACUGUAUAUGAAUCUGUUUGUUGAAACUUGAGACAGCUACAGCUAAUUCUAGCCAGUGAAAUUAUCGGGAAUGUACUGAACAUCUGAAUAUCUUUCCCUCCUCUCACUUCCUCUCAUUUAUCUCUCCGUCUCUUCCCUUUCUAUUCCAUCUCUCUGUUUCUUACGUCUGUUGCUCUUGUAGAGGAGAAGUCCGGUAAGCCAGGUUUUUUCUUCCACUUCUUUAUCUGUUUCACAAUAAAGAAAGAGCAUGGCUGUGGAUUCUUUUCUCAUGUGGAUUCUCUUUCCCCUACAGAAGCAAAAAAAAUCCCCAGCAGGCAAAAUGUUGCAUGUGAUGUGACGUCACUUUCUUUUGUUAGAAACUGAUUUUCUGAUUCAGAAGUCUUCAUAUCACCAGAUUAUAACCAACCAACCUAUGUUUUCAUGACGAAAUCAAGAAAGACGUCAUAUAUUGGUUGUUAUCUGGUCAGGUAUGAAGAUCUAUUUUUCUAGUUGCUAAAAAUACAUUUACAAAACGUCCUUUUACAACCGUAAUGAUGCCAUUGAUGUCAUUGCAACCAGUUUUUCCUGCUGGGAUUGGCUCUGGUAUUUGAGUUGUUUAGUUAUUCUAAUUCCUCUCUGCAUAUUAUAUAUGUUUUAUAUUACUAACACUUUCACACUGCAUGCCUUUAACACAUUUUAAAGAGCAUCUUCGGUUAGAACGUUUUAUUUUAGUUGAAAACUUACUUGAACUUCCCCUGCAAGGCUUACAUGGUACAUAAUGCACAAUUCUUCACAUAACACCUGUUGAUAGCCCAUUGAUUCUGUUUGACCAAAGCUGAUUGGUAGGCUAGCAAACGGGAUCACAUGUGCAGCUUUGUCAAAUAAAUAACAGCAGGGUCUUGUUCUUAGGCACCAAAUGGAAGAAAACAGACUAAAGCUGGGAGGGUCUAAAUGGACAUGUCCAAUAGGAAACCCUUUUUAAUGGACAUGUCCAAUAGGAAACCCUUUUUAAUUAACUUUAGCAAAACAUUUCUUAAAUAUAUUUUCCAUUCUGUGCCCUAAAGAACAGGACCCAGGCCUAUGUUGAUUGACAAGCUCAGGUAACGUAACCUACCAGGUGCUAUGUUGUAUUGCUGCAUUAUCGUGUGUAGGCUUUAUGGCACAGUGCUGAAGUAAAGGGGUGAUAUAUUAUUUUCCAUUCCAUUUGACUGAUUUGUCACUCUCUGACCAGGUCUGUUCUCUCUUCCUUUUUGCUGGUCUCAGAGAUGCAGCCCGGUAAGUCGCCACCUGGUGGCACCCAAAAUGCUUGCAGGGAAAUAAAUGAAUUAUUGAAGAUUAUCUUUUGGUGCUGUCCAUUUAAUUUUCUACAAACCCAAACACGGCCUUUCAACUCCUAUUCUCCAGUCCAGCAAUAUGAAAUGUACUGAUGGCCUCACAAAAUGUGGUCUUUUGUCAGUGUCCAUACUUACAGUUAGUUCUUCACUCUAUUAAUUCACAUUAGCAGUUGUACAGGGAGACUCAUCCGGGGAAACUCUUAAUUAUCGGUUGCACUGUUUACCUUCAUGUUUCUUAUGUGAGGUUAGGAUUCCUUUUUACUGUUAUACUGAAAAUGACUUUCUUUUCGUUGCAGGGAUCGAUAAAGAGACACCUGUCUUGUAAGUACAUUGCUAGAAGUAGUGUAAUGCUAUCUGUAAUUAGUUUGACAUUCUGUCAGUGUCAACUACAUCCAUGUACAGUACAGUAUCUUUUCAUAGUUCUACACCAUCAGUUAAGCAAUUUGUUUACAGUUGGGAUACAUACUGUAGUUACAAUAGUUUGAGUUUAGAUGCACAUUCAGUGGCUGUCACAGAAUUUGAAGACCUCCAGUAUACAUUUAAUAAUAUAUGAUAUAAUGUUAUGCUAUAUAAUAUUAGUGGUAUUGGGUUGUUCUUUCCAGGUGAGGAGAUAGCCAGACCCAGACGCUCCACCCCUAUGCCAAGCCCCGCCCCCGAGACACAAAGGUCAGAGUUCAAACCCGUGCUAAUGCUAACAAUGCAAACAGGCUAGCAUAUUAACAUACUGUAUUGUUAGAAUUUGUGUUGGGUGUGCUAAAUGUUAUCUUUGGGGAAAAAUAAAGCUGUUAAAUUCAAUUUCAAUAACACACUACAAGAAAAUCGAUGAAAUCUUGAAUAUCAGAGUCAUAAAAUCAUAUUUACAUAUCUUAACUUUAUCAUCUCUUGCAGUGAGAGAGUAUCCCAGAAUCGCAGAGCAUCCCCAGCUUUCUUCGGGCUUCCUCCAGAGAUUACCUAUGAGACACACAGAUAUGAUAGUAACAGAAAUGAUGGUAACUCUCACAAAAAUAGUCUUUCUGACUGCAUAUGUGUGUUUGUGUUGCAUGGGUUUUAGCUAUGUGUUAGUAUAGUGGUAUGUUGGUUGAUUGCUCCUAAUCAUAAUAAUACUAUCUAUAGCUGUAUUAUCACCCAAAAGUGCCUGGUCUGGUUUAGUGUGAUAUAUUUGUGCAUUUGUGUUCCCACUGAAGUUUGAUAAACCUUUGAUCAAGUUUGAUAUCAUGUCUUCCUUUAUCAUAGUGGUCUGCAUAGAGGCUGAUGCAUGGUGUGACUCCAGACCAUACUCUGACUCCCCUCUGACCCGAUCCUUUCCCACAGGAGGUAAGCCCCAACUGUAUCAUGCAUCAGUCAUGCUUGUGCUUUUAUAUUAUUAUAUUUCUAAGACUUCCACGGGCCAUUAAAUCGGCUUGUGGUCCGCAUCUGGCCCGCGGGCCGCCAGUUUGAGACCAACGUUUUAGUCAAUAGUGUUACCAAGUGUUAUAGUAAGUCUACAGACUGACCUAGUGUCACACUCUCUAGUGCCGUAGUACUGUAGACUAACUAUUGUACAAAAUGCAAGUCCUUUGACCAAGUGUCACUCUCAUUGUAGCUCCUCCUCCACUACCUCCCAAGAACAUCCCAGCAGCUAGUCAAGGCAAUUCUUCGACUGAUUCUUCCGGUAAUAUUAUUCUGCCAAUGACCAUAAUUCCCAUAUCGAAGCAGAUUAAUUCCAAAACUUCAAUGGUUUUAUUUGUAUUUGUUUUGGAAUGAAUCAGCUUCAAUAUUCCCAUGCCUCAUGCACAGUUGUCAUAGUGAAUCGUUGUUCUUUGGACAGCAUUGAUAGAAGUGCCCCUUUAACUCAGCAAGAUCUCUGAACUAUUUUUUUCCACAGCUGAUUUACCCAAUGGGAGAAUAGUCCCAAGCCCCGCCCCCAUCUACCUGAACGUCCAAUCCCCAGGCUCGUACAGAGGUUCCCCUGUGCCUGACCUGGACAACGUGUUCGGCCCCAUGGAAUCCUCCCGGACCAUUGAGGACAGGGCCUCGCCCCGAUGGGUCAGCUUCAACAGCGAGAGACCGCCCCCACCAGACGAACCGGCCCCGCCUCCGCCCCCUGCCUCUCCGACUCCCGACUCGCCCCACUCCCUCUCCUCCCCCCCAGACUCCCCCUGCCUCUCCCCGGGCCACCCUCCGGAUGAGCCUCCCCCCUCCCCGCCACCCUUCUCCUCUCCCCCCGACUCUCCCAUCUCCAUCAUCUCCAUUCCUCCUCCAGAUCAACCCGUUCCCCCCCUGCCUCCCGACUUCUCUCCCCCGGACUCUCCGCCAUGCAUCGCCAUCGAUCCUAGUCUGUUUUUGGAUGAUGAGAUACUGGAGUACUCUCCUGCUCCCUCUGGCCCACUAGAGUACUCCUCUGCCCCUACCAGUCCUAUCCCUCCCCCCCUUCCUGCGGAGCGCUCCCCUCGGGCGGGUGUCCCUUCCCCUCUGGUGUUCCUGAGGGAGGAGCAGCCUGACUUUAUGGCCUCGCCCCUUGGGCUGACCCCGGGCUUCAGGGGCACGCCGCCACCCCUCCCCCCGCACACCUACAGGUCCAUGGUGUCCUCCCCCAGACCCUGCCCAGGCAGCGGUGAGUACCACUGUAGGAAAACAGAAAUAGAAUGGGUAGAUUACCACUGUAGGAAAACAUAGAAAUACAAUAAUUAGAAUGGGUAUUCCGAUCAUAGUGAAAAUGUAAUCUAUUCCUUGGAGACAAUUACUAUCGGAUCUAGAUGGUCAUGUACUCUAUAUAGUGUAGGUCAUAGCUGAUCAUAACACUUCUUAAUAAGGGCAAUUUUUCCUCAUCCUCGUCACGUGCCUUUCUUUUCCCUCUACAGACCCCUCCUCUCCAGCUCGACCUGCCACGCCCCUGUCAGGAGGCAGUCCAAUCCCUCCCCCUCUUCCUACAAGGCCCUCCUCUCGACCCAAACUGCCACCUGGGAAACCAAUAGGAGACCUGGUAUGGCACCUACAGUUUACUCUUCCAUGUGUUAGACUUGUGAUCGAUACCAUUAGAAUUUGUUAGACUUGCGACCCUCAUUAUUCGUUUUUUUCUUCAACGGAUUUCCACUAAGUUAGAGAUGCUACUAAACCUAACUGCGAUUGCUCUGCUAACAUUACAUUGUGUUUUUAAAAGUUUGGUACAGCAGCGGGCUACUGAUAUUCUCACCCCCUCCCCCAGACUCGACCCUUCAGCCCCCCUGUGUCCGGCAGCCCCCCUCCCUUCGCCCCGCUGGCCCGGGCCGAGAGUUCCUCCUCAAUAUCCUCCAUCACCUCACUGAGCGCAGCCUCCACCCCAACCCUGGGGAGAGAACUCAACAUAUCCACCACAGGUACACCAUCCUCCAUAACACCUCAUUCACCUGUGUACCCUGAGUAUACCAAACAUUAGGAACACCUUCCCAAUAUUGAGUUGCCCUCAGAACUGCCUCAAUUCGUCAGGGCAUAGACUCUACAAGGUGUCGAGAGCGUUCCACAGGGAUGCUGGCCAUGUUGACUCCAAUGCUUCCCACAGAUGUGUCAAGUUGGCUGGAUGUCCUUUGGGUGUUGAACCAUUUUUGAUACACACGGGAAACUGUUGAGUGUGAAAAACCCUGCAGCGUUGCAGUUCUUGACACAAACCGGUGCCUCUGGCAACUACUACCAUAAUCCGUUUAAAGGCGCUUAAAUAUUUUGUCUUGUCCAUUCACCCUCUGAAUGGCACACAUACACAAUCCAUGUCUCAAUUGUCUCAAGGCUUAAAAAUCCUACACUGAUUUAAGUGGAUUUAACAGGUGACAUCAAUAAGGGAUCAUAGCUUUCACUUGGAUUCACCUGGUCAGUCUAUGUCAUGGAAAGAGAAGGUGUUCUUAAUGUAUGUCUCUGUUGUUAAUACAUUCAAUGUUCAACAUAAUGAACUGUUCAUUGUUUUGUCAUUUUGCGAGUGGUAGUAUGCUCAAAUUUGAAGCACACAGUAUAAAAUGACUUUGGUGGAACAGGUAUUUUGACCAUAAUGGGACAGGCCUUUUGACCAUAAUGGGACAGGCCUUUUGACCAUAAUGGGACAGGCCUUUUGACCAUAAUGGGACAGGCCUUUUGACCAUAAUGGGACAACCUGGUUAAAUACUGUGGAGAAUGGAAGCAUGUACACUGUACAGUAUGAUGCAUACAUGCACACCGCUCGUCAUCGUCACCCUCCUAAACACACAAUGGUAUACCAUGCACAAUCUGAUGUUCACCCACUUUCUUAAUAUCUAGCCAUCACGCAAAACUCCCUCUGGCCUUGCCCUCAGUGUCUCGUGAUGGGUCUACACCUCCAGUAACUCAUCCACCUCUUCUUCUCUUCCUCUCCUCCUGCCUGCCUCUACCCCAUGUCCUCUAACCCUCCCCGCACACACAGAGGAAAAACAGCCAGCCAUGGUAUGGUUUGACCAUGGCCGGUUUUAUUUAUCUUUCGAAGGUGAGUCGUACCAGGGUCGAAUUCAUUAGGGUACACUGCAAAAAAAAAACGUUUGCAACGGAAAAGGAAAAAUAGCAUGUCUAAUUGGACAAGUUCAGGUAGUCUCUUUCAGUCCGUUUGGUGCCUAAUGAAUAUGACCCAGUACCAGUGUAUGGAGGCUACUGUACUGUACUGUACUGUACUGCACUACCCUGGCUGUCCAUGUUACUCUAGUCUCUUCAAGCAUCCUCUUCCUUCGUCAUUUUAUCACUUUCCAUGAUCUGUCCAAUCGUCUUUCUUGCCAUUUCUAUGCUCUUCCCAUCUCCCCCCCUUACGCAUGUCUGCUCAUUUGACCACGUCUGUAGGCCGUUACAGACACAGGAAGUGCUAAUAGUACUGAGCUAGUGUCUUUCUAUGGUAAUCAACUGUGUGUGUGUGUGUGUGUGUGUGUCAGGAUGCUCCAGAGGUCCCAGUCCACUCACCAUGGGAGCACAGGACACUCUGCCUGUGGCGGCUGCCUUCACCGAGACCAUCAAUGCCUACUUCAAAGGAGCCGACCCCAGCAAGUAAGAUUAGCAUUCCUAUCAAUGCUAGGCUAUUCCUGUCAAUGCUAGGCUAAUGCUAACACAAGUAGCAUUAGAAAUAGGCUAACAUUCUCAUUUCAAUGCUAGGCUAAUGCUUAAACAAGUAGCAACAUUGAUACUAUUGUCGAUAACAACAUUGAUGUAAAUCAAAGUCAAUACUGAUGUGAAUGCAAAUUCAUGACAACAUGAUGUUUCAGCCGGCAAAGCGACCCUCAUCAGAAUAAAUGCAACAAGUAAGAUGGCUAUGAUAUUGUUGUUGAUAUAUAUUAUCACAUUGCAGCUAUGCCUUUUUCAAUUCAGUUUCAAACUUUAUUGUCCCCUUUUGCUGUCCCCACAGGGAAAUUCAUUUAGCCUAUAUAUUGUUCUGAAAACUGAGAAUGUAGAUAUUUUGUAGAAUGUAGUUUGUUUGUGGCAUCCCUAUGGAUUCUGGGUACUGUAGUUUUUGUCCUUUUCUUUUCUUUUUUGUCUUGACCCAUUUCUGAGCACUGAGCUGGCUCUAUUCUCCGUGUUUCAGGUGUGUGGUAAAGAUCACUGGGGAGAUGGUGCUGUCUUUCCCGGCGGGCAUCACCAGGCACUUUGCUAGCCACCCGUCUGCCCCUGUGCUCACCUUCAGCAUCAGCAACUACAGCCGGCUUGAGCAGGUCCUCCCCAAUCCACAGCUACUGUGCUGGUAAGGCAUAUUAUACAGUACACUGACUCAUGUAUUUUGGGGCAAGGAUAAAAAUAAAAAUAAACAUGUAGCAUGGAUUGUGGCCAGGAUUGGAGCUACACAUUGACUGUUGGUGGAUGCCCCUAAAAAUAGUAGACAAUCACAGGACCAAUAGCAAUGUGUUUUAAUCCUUAUAUUUAAACAGUAAGACACUGUGCUUUAUCAUGAAUAUAGUCACAGGUAAAUGGCGUUGUUUGGUAUGAUGCGCUGGCUCUAAUUUGUUGGGGGAGAGACACCUCUGUGAUUAAAAAAUGAUGGUGUUGCAUGUACACGUGCAAGAUAAUAUCAUAAUAUACAGUACUUGAAUCAGAUACAGUAAUUGUAAUAUUACACCAUCAGCAAACCAGAAAUGCCCACGUCAUGUAUUUGUUUCCAGUGACACCGUGUCCAAUGUGGACACCAAGGAAUUCUGGGUAAAUAUGCCAAACCUGAUGAGCCACCUGAGGAGAGUGGCUGACCAGAAGCCUCAAGCAACCUACUACAAUGUGGACAUGAUCAAAUAUCAGGUGAGACCAUCUGCAUAGUACAUAUUAUUAAAUAUUAUUACAUAUACAGUAUAUAGUCACAAUUACAUAUAAUUGUUAAACAAAUGCAAAAUACUGUGUGUGUGAGUUUCUGUCGCAGGUGGCAGCCGAGGGGAUCCAGUCGACCCCCCUGAACCUGGCAGUGAGUUGGCGUGGCGACGCCACCAGCACGGACCUCAGGAUAGACUACAAAUACAACACGGAGGCCAUGGCCGCCCCCUCGCCCCUCCACAACAUCCACUUCCUGGUCCCUUUGGACGGGGGCGUGCACAAACUCCAAGCCAUGAUCCCCACUGCCACCUGGUAAGAAUGCUAAAUUGCUGACCUGAAAUUCUUUUAAAAUGUAUUUAAUCUUAGAAUUUGUAUUUGUAUUUGUAUUUAAAUGUUUUACAUUUUAGUCAUUUAGCAGACGCUCUUAUCCAGAGCGACUUACAGUUAGUGAGUGCAUAUAUUUAUAUUUAGAAUGUAUUUUUCAGGUGAAUGUCAUUGAAAUAAUAAUGGCAAGUAGGCAACUAUAACUGUAUUUGGUUGUCUCUCUAAGGAACUCAGAGCAGCAGAAAAUUCUAUGGAAGAUACCAAGCCUUUCCCAGAGGUCUGAAAAUGGAGGUAGAUGAUCUUCCUUCAUCUCUUCCUCAUCCUCUUCCUCCUCUUUCACUUUUCCUGUCUUCCUCCUCCUUCUCCUCUCCUCUCCGUUUUCAUCUGCCUCAACUUUAUCUUCAUAAUCUGAAUAAUGCUCUUCAUCAUCACCAUCAUCACCAUUAUUCUCUUUCCUAUAGGAGUGGGAGCUCUACUGGGUAGGUUCCAGUUGACAGAGGGUCCCAGUAAGCCGUCCCAGUUGGCGGUGCAGUUCACCAGCGAGGGCAGCACUCUGUCAGGCUGUGACAUCCAGCUGGUGGGGGCCGGCUACAGGCUCUCACUGGUCAAAAAGAGAUUUGCAGCAGGUCAGUGUCUGUGUGUGAGGGAAGCAUGGAAAUACUAGCCUGGUCCCAGAUCUGUUUGUGCUGUCUUGCCAACUACCAUGGUCAUUGUCACACAUUUUGGGAUGCCUAUCAUGGGCCCUAUUUGAAACUGGAUUGAAAUUAUAUUGAACCUAACCCUGAAUGUGACAUUGUUGCCUGACCAUGCAAACAAGGCAAGACAACACUUUGGCAAUAGUUGAAAUUCCCUUGACUGAAUACUCUGAUUGUGUUUCUUUACAGGGAAAUAUCUGGCGGACAACUAG